Peronospora matthiolae is the source of this 1263-nucleotide messenger RNA. NCBI's taxonomy places the organism in Eukaryota, Oomycota, Peronosporomycetes, Peronosporales, Peronosporaceae. The record is from the annotation of a GenBank genome assembly.
AUGGUGAUCGCAAUUUCCAAGCAUUUUGGAUGGCCCAUCGACCAGCUUGAUGUGGUGACAGCUUUCCUGUAUGGCGUCAUGAAGGAACAAGUGUUCUGCGUGAUUCCUGAAGGCGUCGAACUUGACAGUACGUUUGACUGCCUGGAAUUGGUGAAGUCAAUUUACGGCCUCAAGCAAGCGUCGCGAGUGUGGAACGAGACGUUCGACGAGUAUGUGUGCUCCAUCGGAUUUCAAGUAUCGGACUUCGACCCAUGUCUCUACAUCAAGACUUCGGACGGCCAUUGCGUGUUUAUACUGGUCUACGUGGACGACGUCUUGGUGACUGGAAGCUCGCUCGAGCUGAUUGCACAAACCAAGAACGACCUGAAGACGCGGUUCGAAAUGACGGACAGCGGCAAGUGUGCGUUUGUUCUUGGGAUCGAGCUUUUGGACGGUGAAGAUGGCAGUGUGACACUAUGUCAGCGUCGGUAUGUCGAUGAUAUCCUCAAGCGCUUUGGCAUGGAUGAUUGCAAGGCAGUCGCAAGUCCAGUCGACAUGAGCUCUCGACUUGUUUCAAGUGAUGCAACUACCAAGGUCGAUGCUCCUUUUCGCGAAGCUGUUGGUGCGUUGAUGCACCUGACCACUGCAACGCGUCCGGACAUUGCGUUUGCUGUGGGCUAUGUGUCGCGGUUCAUGGAAAAUCCCCAAGAAGAACACUGGGUUGCAGUUAAGCGUAUCUUUCGCUACCUACAAGGCACCAAGACGCAUGGAAUUUGCUACAAGCCAAGUGCAAGGAUCGACUUCCGUGGAUAUUCGGAUGCGGAUUGGGCUGGUGAUCUUAUCGACCGCAAGUCAACAUCGGGGUACACGUUCAUGCUACUCGGUGCGCCAGUCAGUUGGGGCAGCAAGAAGCAGCCAAGUGUUUCGUUGUCCACGAGUGAAGCCGAAUACAUCGCACUCAGCUUGGCGAUUCAAGAGGGCAAGUGGAUUCAUCGUCUGCUUUGUGAGAUCGUGAUGGCUGCCAAUGAAGAAGGACCGGAACUCAUGAUCCAUGAAGACAAUCAGUCGUGUAUCAAGAUGACGAAGAACCCAGUCAACCACGGCCGUGCCAAGCACAUUGAUAUCAAGUACCAUCACAUCCGUGAUGAGGUCAAGCGCGGUGAAGUGAAGCUCAAGUACUGUGAAACUGCGGUGAUGUUAGCGGACAUCAUGACGAAGGGACUUCACGGGCCACGCCACAAGGAGAUGACGGCGACUCUCGGGAUUCGUGAGCAUUCGGAUUGA